UUGAAAUCAUUUGAAAUUCAAAUAUAUAUAUAUUUGUGCUGAAGCACUGCCAAAGUGUUUACACAUUCGGGAAAUUCUUAUUUUGCAAAAAGCAAUACAAUUUUUGUGAGUUGAGUUUGGCUUACAAUAUGAUGGACGUUAGCAGCAUGUACGGCAACCAUCCGCAUCAUCAUCCACAUGCCACGGCCACCGCCUACGACGGCUUUAACAGCAACUAUUUUCCCUCCCCGACCCACCAUCACCAGCAACAGCAAUUGCAGCAGCAACACCAGCAGCAGCAGUUGCAACAGCAAGUGCAGCAACAUCAGCAACUGGCAUAUAAUGGCUACGACAGCAACUCACCCAAUUACUAUCAGCAGCAGCAGCAGUUGACGCCACCUCCUCCACAGCUCCAGCUGCAACAUUCACUUGCCCAGCAGCAACAGCAACAACAACAACAGCAGCAGCAGCAGCAACUCUAUCCGCACUCGCAUCUCUUCAGUCCGAGUGCAGCGGAAUAUGGCAUUACCACCACAGCGGCGGGAGCGGCGGCAAAUAACACUCCACUGCAUCCAACUAGCCACUCGCCCGCCGACUCCUACUAUGAGACGGACUCUGUACACUCCUACUAUGCCACUGCCGCCGUGGCAACGGUGCCGCCACCCGAAAACAAUUCUCCGGUAACAGCAGCCAAUGCAACGCAACAGCAACAGCAACAACAGCAGCAGCAACAGCAGCAGGGAAUGGAGGCGCAUGCGCCCAUUAUCAGUUCCGAGAAUGGCAUGAUGUAUACCAAUUUGGAUUGCUUGUACUCGCCCAGUGUGGCACAGCAGACGCAGGCGCAGACGCUGCCACAUGGCUAUGCUGGCCAGAUGGAGGAGAAGUAUGCGGCGGUGCUGCAUGCUGGAUACGCGGCACCGCCACCGGGCCUGCUGCUUGAGGAUCCGGAUCAAAUGAUGCAGCUGGCUGCCGGGCAACAACAGUCACCGCCACAAAUGUGGCACCACCAUCAGCAUAUGAGCAGCGGCUAUCCAAUUGACGCGGGCAUUGCCAUGGACUAUCCCCAUGCCCAUUUACAUCACAGUCUAGGUCAUGGCCAUUUGGCCAGUCUGACAACCAGCGCCCAGCAGCAGCAACAGCAGGCACAGCAGCAGCAGCAACAACAGCAGCAACAACAACAGCCAGCCAGCUCGCAGGCUCAAGUGGUGCCACAGCAUUCGAUAUCACCCAAUGGUGCGGGCAACUGCAUAACCAUGGCCAGGAAUCAGCGCGGUGGCGUCACAUCACCAGGUAGCUCCACCUCAUCGUCCACAACGUCUGCGUCCGCAGCGAACUCCGCGCACCAAGCAAACUCACAACCAAAAUCGCCAAAUCACGCGCCCAACAUUCCAACAUACAAAUGGAUGCAACUUAAGCGGAAUGUUCCCAAGCCACAAGCACCGAAACUACCUGCCAACAUCAACAACAUGCACGAUUACCAGCUCAAUGGUCACCUGGACAUGUGCCGCGGCAGCAACGUUGGCGGCAGCGCCGCCGUCUUGCCCAUCCAGAAUCCCCUGCUGAUGUCUAACAAUGCGAGCGCGGGCAGCGCAUCCAGCGGCCUGGGCGUGGGCCUAUCCAGCGGCAACGGUAGUGCUAGUGGUGGUGGUGGUGCUGCCAGUAGUUCCGUUGGCCUCGGCAGCUGCUCUCUCUCCUCCACGAACAACUCGGGACGCACUAACUUCACCAACAAGCAGCUGACCGAACUGGAAAAGGAGUUCCACUUUAAUCGCUACUUGACUCGCGCUCGCCGCAUCGAGAUUGCCAACACACUUCAACUAAACGAGACGCAGGUCAAAAUAUGGUUUCAGAAUCGUCGCAUGAAGCAGAAGAAGCGAGUCAAAGAAGGUCUCAUUCCGGCGGACAUUCUUACGCAGCACAGCGCACCCGUGAUAAAUGAAAAGCAGUCCCAGCAGCAGCAGCAGCAACAGCCCCAACAACAACAACAACAGCAGCAUCAGCAGCAGCAACAAAAGCUGGCCGAGCUGAGCGCUCCUGAAUUGGCCAGCAAUGAACUGCCAGCAACAGCAGCAGCACCAGCAACAACAGCAGCCAACAUUGUAAUGUCCUCGUACUCCUAA
Molecule: messenger RNA, 2099 nt
Organism: Drosophila grimshawi
Lineage: Eukaryota; Metazoa; Arthropoda; Insecta; Diptera; Drosophilidae
Product: homeotic protein labial
Exons: 5
Coding region: 129-2099 (656 amino acids)
Biological process (GO): regulation of transcription by RNA polymerase II
Cellular component (GO): nucleus
Molecular function (GO): DNA-binding transcription factor activity, RNA polymerase II-specific; RNA polymerase II cis-regulatory region sequence-specific DNA binding
Source: RefSeq, a predicted model, not a curated record